Molecule: messenger RNA, 555 nt
Organism: Acanthosepion pharaonis
Lineage: Eukaryota; Metazoa; Mollusca; Cephalopoda; Sepiida; Sepiidae
Source: the annotation of a GenBank genome assembly
AUGGGAGAUGGGUGCAGGCAUCGCUCCCCCCCUGGUUACUUCUAUAUCCUCUUAUUACCAUCUCCCACCAUUGCUUUCCAGUGGACGUGGGCAACACCUUCAACCUCCUUAAUGUCUCGUCUGUGCCUGCUACCCUUCAGUAGGUGCAGGCAGCCCCUCCUUGUUCCUCGAUCGCUCUUCUGCGACUGUCACCUCCACCAUUCGUCCUUUCAAGGUUCAAAAGUUUUUUUAUCUAUUUUCUUUUCUCUCUUGUGUAAACAAGGUUCUCUUGUUGGUGACCAAACUCCCUUCUUUCUUCACUUAUUUUCCUCCCGUCCACCGGGAAAUUACGCCUUUCUUUUACGGCCGCUAGAAGGUGAAAAUUUUCUUAAACACGUGCUCCAAACUCCACUUAUGGACUUCUUUUCAAACUUUCUUUUCUGGGGCUUCUUCAAGGGGACUUUCUCUGAAGGGGAAACUUGCCCUCAUCAACUUUGUUACCUAUGCAUCCUUCACUUAUGGGCAAACGCUGCCUGUCUUUUCAGCAGGGAGAGAGAAACAACCUCCUGUCUCUAA